Endocarpon pusillum Z07020 is the source of this 321-nucleotide messenger RNA. RefSeq lists its product as uncharacterized. The transcript is spliced from 2 exons. The coding region runs from base 1 to 321 and encodes 106 amino acids. NCBI's taxonomy places the organism in Eukaryota, Fungi, Ascomycota, Eurotiomycetes, Verrucariales, Verrucariaceae. The record is from RefSeq and is a predicted model, not a curated record.
AUGGUCUACACAAUAACGGUCCACCUGACCGCGAAAUCUGACCCCGAGUGCAUCGAAAAACUGAAAAGCAAGCUCAUCGAGGCUUCUCGCGUCUAUUCACAGGACAAAGAGACCUUGUCGUGGUUCGUGAUGCAGAGUGUGUUUGAUAAGCGGGAGUUCACGAUUGUGGAGAGGUAUGAACGGGAAUCUAGCCAGCAGUUCCAUCUGAAUAAUCCCUACUGGAAGACGUUCGAUCCGUAUGUACUGCCGUUGCUGGAGAAGCCGAUGGACCUGAGGCGGUUUGAGGAGUUGGAUACUAGCCAGGACGUUAGGGUUGAGUGA